Messenger RNA from Sorghum bicolor (sorghum), 1521 nucleotides. RefSeq names its product peter Pan-like protein. Gene Ontology annotation, molecular function: rRNA binding. The coding region runs from base 159 to 1205 and encodes 348 amino acids. Lineage: Eukaryota; Viridiplantae; Streptophyta; Magnoliopsida; Poales; Poaceae. Gene Ontology annotation, cellular component: preribosome, large subunit precursor. Gene Ontology annotation, biological process: rRNA processing; ribosomal large subunit assembly. The record is from RefSeq and is a predicted model, not a curated record. The transcript has 7 exons.
GCCCGGACUGGGGUUUUGGCUACCGCCGCCGCCGCUCACCAUUCACCCCUCGCACUCGCGCUCGCUCUCCUAUCUGCGACGACUGGGCUAUAACGCCGCCGCCGCCGCCCUACGCCUGGGCACUUCGCCGGCGACGAGCGCCCACAAGCUGAGCUGCCAUGCGCCAGCCACGGUCCGGGCCGGGGAAGAGGCGGGGCCGCGGGCCGCGCAUCCCCGCGGCGACGCUUCGGAAGCAGAAGGCGGCGUUGGCGAACGUCGACCAGAUCACCGGCGCCAAGAUUCCGAAGAGCUUCGUCUUCGCCCGCGGCAAACUCCCCUCCACGCUCCGCCACCUCCAGCAGGACCUCCGCAAGGUUAUGCUCCCCUACACUGCUCUCAAUCUCAAGGAGAAGAAGCGAAAUAACCUCAAGGACUUUGUCAAUGUUGCCGGUCCGUUGGGCGUGUCACAUUUCCUAAUCCUCUCAAACCCCAAAAGCCUGCCACAUUUGCGCUUUGCGAAAUCACCACAGGGCCCAACAUUCACAUUUCAGAUAGAGGAGUACUCACUUGCGGCAGACAUUGCAAACUCCCAGAAGCGCCCAAGGUGCCCACCAGGGAUAUUCCAAAACUCACCACUGGUUGUACUUGGUGGGUUGACAGGUCUCGGCAACCCUUUCAGGAGUUUGGUUGAAUACUUCCAGCAUAUGUUCCCUGCUGUUGACCCAAGCACUGUCAAGCUGGCAACAUGCCAAAGGAUUCUGUUGUUAAAACAUGAUAAAGAGAAGGAUGUUAUUGAAUUCCGGCAUUACUCCAUCAAGCUCCAGCCUGUUGGUGUCAGUCGCAGGAUUAGAAAGCUCAUGCAAAACAAUCAAGUGCCUGAUCUAGGAGAAUAUAAAGAUGUUAGUGAUUUCGUGACAAAAGCUGGGUAUGGAUCAGAAAGUGAAGUAGAUGAUGAAGCAGCAAUGGUAAGCCUGCCAAGUGAUGUUGACAAAUUAAACCGGGCAUCGAGAAAAAGCGCUGUCAGACUCCAGGAGAUUGGACCAAGGAUGACUAUGCGCCUAAGUAAAGUUGAAGCUGGGCUAUGUUCAGGAGAUGUCUUAUACUCAUGGCCUGUGGAAAAGGAAGUGGGAAAGAAAGGAACAGAAACUGGGGAAGAAGUAGAAGAACAAGAAGAAGAUGAUAAUGCUGAGGCCACUGAUGAAUCCGAGGAUGAGAUGGAGGUAUAGGAUUUUAGAUGCAUGUUUAAUGCUGGAACCAACGGGCCUUGUGUCCUAUAACAUGAUGCAUUCAUGCCAAUUUUGUGACAGGAAGUUGCAUUGCAUUCCUUGCAACAAAGUGUUACAUUGUUUUGCGGAUGGUUACCCCUUGAGUUACAACUCAAGUUUGGGAAUAGUUUUUGGUUCGUACUCUUAAGAUUUCUUAUUCUUCUCGGGGUUUUAGAGGGAUGGAGUAGUAGUGUGGGAAUGGAAAUAUGAUCCUCGUUUCUGUUUCUAUGUUUCACGUUUUGGGAAUGUCUACAUUUUAUAAAUGAAUGUUUCUGUU